Xyrauchen texanus (razorback sucker) is the source of this 709-nucleotide messenger RNA. Its product is annotated as cytochrome c oxidase subunit 5A, mitochondrial-like. NCBI's taxonomy places the organism in Eukaryota, Metazoa, Chordata, Actinopteri, Cypriniformes, Catostomidae. Gene Ontology annotation, cellular component: mitochondrial inner membrane. The transcript is spliced from 5 exons. The coding region runs from base 109 to 534 and encodes 141 amino acids. The record is from RefSeq and is a predicted model, not a curated record. Gene Ontology annotation, biological process: mitochondrial electron transport, cytochrome c to oxygen.
CGUUGGUCACAUGUUAGCAGGUCGGAGAGUUGUACAAGCCUCAGAAGCGCGAGCCCGCGUGUGCCGAUCUUUCAGUGUGAGCUGCACUUUAACCCGGUUAGCCGCACAAUGUUCAGAGCCGCCCUUCGACUCUCAUUCUCCGGUGCUCGGAGUCUAACAAGGUCACGGCCACAGAAUACAGCUUCACUAGCUGCCCGUUCUUAUUCCCAUGGCAAACAGGAGACAGAUGAAGAGUUUGAUGCCCGCUGGAUCACUUACUUCAACAAACCAGACAUUGAUGCUUGGGAGCUGAGGAAAGGAAUGAACACUUUGAUUGGUUACGACUUGGUACCUGAGCCAAAGAUCCUGGACGCAGCCCUGAGAGCCUGUCGGAGGUUAAACGAUUUGGCCAGUGCCAUCCGCAUCCUUGAAGCAGUGAAGGACAAAGCUGGCCCACACAAAGACAUCUACCCCUAUGUUAUCCAAGAGAUUCGGCCUACCCUUGAUGAGCUUGGUAUCACAACACCUGAGGAACUUGGCAUUGACAAAGCAUAGAUGUCUGCUGUUGUGAGUCUUCCAAGGGACUGCUGCUCUUGUCCGAAAGGAGUAGACCACUGUAUUUGAAGUCUUUGCGUCGUGUCAUGGUGUUUGUGUUAUAUUUAAUUGGCCUUUAUCAUGUUCUUUUGCUUGUAAAAUAUUGAUUGACCUAAUAAAGGGAGAUAUAUCUUUA